CCCGCCACAAAUAUGAUAUAAGCUAUGGUUGGUUUUCAGCUGCAACGUCUCAGUCACUUGUAAUAUAAUAAAACUCAAAAUCCCAAAUUGAUUAUAAUAAAAAGAACUGGCUUCUGCAGAAAGAGAGUGACGACUAGGAAGAUGUAUCAGGCCUUUAAAAUGCUUCUCUAUUCCUCAACUCGGUUCCUUCUUCUUUCCCUUUUCUCCUUCACUUGACGACCACGACGACGAAAAUUUGAUUUCAAUCACGGUUGUUGUUGCGGUGGAUGGGAGGCGGAAAUCUUCAUUCCCUUCCGCCCGAAAAUGCUUCUGCGGUUACCGUUGGAAAUACCAAGCUUUCUGAUGCUCCGGUUCUUUUCUUCGUUUACUGCCACAAGGCUUUUCGUGCUCAGCUGGUGGACCUCCGGCGUUUCGCUACUGACGCUGCAGAAGCUGAUUCCUUUAGCGGGGAUCUGGCGGUGGAGCUCUCCCGGAAGUUUGAGUUUUUGAAGCUUGUAUAUAAGUAUCAUAGUGCAGCUGAAGAUGAGGUUAUAUUUUUGGCGCUUGAUAAACGAGUAAAAAACAUAGUUUCUAAUUAUUCACUUGAGCAUGCUGGCACAGAUGAUCUCUUCACCUCAAUUUUUCAUUGGCUACAUGUUCUUGAGGAAGAAAUAGGAAGCACAAGUGAUGUUCUUCGUGAAGUUAUAUUAUGUAUAGGCACCAUUCAAUCAUCUAUAUGCCAACAUAUGCUUAAAGAAGAGCGUCAGGUCUUUCCUUUGUUAAUUGAGAAGUUCUCUUUCCGAGAACAGGCGUCACUUGUGUGGCAAUUCAUAUGUAGUGUUCCAGUGAUGGUGCUUGAAGACUUUUUGCCAUGGAUGAUGUCUUAUCUCUCUCACGAGGAGAAAAUUGAAGUUGAGAAUUGCAUUAAAGAUGUUGCCCCAGCUGAAGACUCAAUGCAACAGGUCAUAAGCUCUUGGCUUCUUGACGACAGUCAAUCUUCUUAUGGGACUCCUACAGAGAUCAUGAAAGGAGUCCAGUAUGUUAAUGUGUCUAAAAGUAUGAAGAAAUCACCUGAGUCACAUCCGUCCAGCGGAUGUUUUCAACGGUUUUGGGAGUGGAGUAAAAAGUCCCUUUCUAUUCCAAAUGUAGGACGCAGCCCGAUUCAUGGUCUUCGACUUUUUCAAAAUGCAAUUGAAAAGGAUUUGAGAGAUAUUCAAGAAGGAUUAUGCAGAGCAAAAUUCUCAAGCCUUCUUGUGGACCUUGAUGUACUGAUGGCCCGAUUAAACUUCCUUGCUGAUGUCCUUGUUUCUUAUAGCAAUGCAUUUAAGAAGUUCUUUCACCCAGUGUUAGAAGAAAUGACAGCUCGCCCCUCUUCAACUGCCAAACAAUUCAACAUAGAUGGUUGUCUUGAGAAUUUUCAGAGAUUUCUAUACAAAAGUGCUGAUGAUAAAACAAGGACAGAUGAUUUUCUAUUGCAGCUUCAGGAGGAACUUGAGUCCCUUAUAGUACAAGUAACAAAUCAAUUUUCUGUACAGCGAACAGAGGUAUUCCCAAUCAUCAGCAAGAAUUGCAACCAUGAAAUGCAGAAGCAGCUCCUAUACACAAGCAUUCAUGUCUUACCUCUUGGAUUGCUAAAGUGUGUCAUACUUUGGUUUUCUGCUCAUCUAUCAGAAGAGGAAUCUCAAUCAAUUCUUCAUUUCUUAAGUUUGGAAGAUUCUUCUCCCAAGAAAUCAUUUCCACGCCUCUUGCUACAGUGGCUUCGUUUUGGCUACUCAGGAAAAACCUCUGUUGAAACUUUUUGGAAACAGCUGGCAGUGAUGUUCAAAGUAAGAUGUUCCUGCCAAAAAGAUCACAAUGAAGAAGCAUCAGGAUCAUUUUCCAACCAAACACAGAUGCAACUAUGCAAAGGAUCUAAAGUUGUUUGUCCUAGAAAGAAAGAUAAGUCUUCAACCUGCUUCAUGUCAAUGGAUCUAGCUGCUGGAGACAUGUAUGAGACACCUUACUCUAGUCGAAUGAAUCAGCAAAUGAUUUUCUCGGGAAAGCUCAAGCCUCCUCUCCAUCUUCCAAAUUUUUUUGGUGAGAAGAAUAUGGAUGAUCCAUCGAUAAUGGAUGUAAAACCAAUUGACCUCCUUUUCUUCUUCCAUAAGGCAAUGAAGAUGGAUUUGGACUACCUUGUUUGUGGAUCGGCAAGAUUGGCAGCCGACUUUCGGUUCCUCGCGGAGUUUCAACAGCGAUUCCAUAUGAUAAAGUUCUUGUAUCAGAUACAUUCGGAUGCAGAGGAUGAAAUUGCAUUUCCAGCAUUGGAGGCCAAGGGACAACUUAAAAACAUUAGUCACUCAUUUGGCAUUGAUCAUGAGCUAGAAACUAAACACUUCGACAAAGUUUCAUUCAUUUUGAAUGAGAUGGCAGAACUGAACAUGUUGGUUUCUACCAUAAAUACCAAUGCAGUGGACCACCAUCGAAAGACGAAGUAUGAGCGGUUAUGUCUGAGUCUCCAAGAGAUUUGCAAAUCUAUGCACAAGCUGUUGUCUGAGCAUAUCCAACAUGAAGAAACUGAGCUAUGGGGUCUAUUCAGAAACUGCUUCUCUAUUGAAGAACAAGAGAAAAUGAUAGGAUGCAUGCUUGGGAGAAUAAGUGGGGAAAUAUUGCAGGAUAUGAUUCCUUGGUUAAUGGAAUCAUUGACUUCUGAUGAACAGCUUGCCGCGAUGUCCUUGUGGCGCCAAGUAACUAGGAAAACAAUGUUUGUCGAAUGGCUAACAGAAUGGUACAACGGUCAUGUUUUACAAGAGGAAGCAGGAGAAUCAAACAAUGAUCCAUUUGGGGAUUCAGAUCCACUAGAGAUUGUUUGGAAGUAUCUCUUUGAAGCAGCUGCUGAUGGGGACAUAGGGAGCAACCUUGUCCAACUCUCAGAAACAGACUUCACGGGUAUGAUGAAUCAGCCACCUCAUAAUAACAAUGUUGAACUCGGCAACAAAGAGGAGAAGGAUCUAGAACGCUCAGAAAGUAAAAAGAUAUGUAGAGGAGCUGACCAAAAGAGGGACAAAGAACAAACUGACAACAAUUUCCAGACAAGAAAUCCUAGUCAGACUUUCCAAAUGUCUCAGAAGGUUAGCCAGUUUGGUCCAUCCAAGAGAUAUGAACAAUUGUUAACAAUGAGUGAGGAAGAACUUGUGGUUGUGAUUAAGAAAAUAUCAUGCGACUCUUCCUUGAAUCCUCAGAAGAAAUCCUAUAUCAAGCAGAAUUUGUUAAUGAGUCGGUGGAAUAUCUCACAACGUACAAAUAUUUUGGAACCAUCAUCUCUCUCAAGCAACAUGGAAACAGUUCCUGGUCAACAUCCAUCAUAUCGAGAUCCUCAUAGUUUGAUCUUUGGUUGCAAUCAUUACAAGAGAAAAUGCAAGCUUUUUGCUCCUUGUUGUGACAAGCUGUUCACAUGUAUACGAUGCCAUGAUGAAGAAGCUGAUCACUCGGUGGAUAGGAAACAGAUUACAAAGAUAAUGUGCAUGAAAUGCCUCUUGAUCCAGCCGAUUGGUGCAAAUUGCUCAAAUACUUCAUGUAAAUCGUCAAUGGGAAAAUACUUUUGCCAAAUAUGCAAAUUAUAUGACGAUGAAAGGAAAAUAUAUCACUGCCCUUACUGCAACCUCUGCCGGGUAGGGAAAGGACUGGGCAUUGAUUACUUCCAUUGCAUGAAAUGCAAUGCUUGCAUGUCACGUACCUUAGUAGAGCAUGUUUGCAGGGAAAAGUGCUUAGAAGAUAAUUGCCCUAUAUGCCACGAGUAUAUCUUCACCUCCAGCUCUCCUGUGAAGGCUCUUCCUUGCGGUCACUUGAUGCACUCCACAUGCUUUCAGGAGUACACAUGUUCACAUUACACAUGCCCUAUCUGCAGCAAGUCACUAGGAGAUAUGCAGGUCUACUUUAAGAUGUUAGACGCAUUGCUUGCAGAAGAGAAGAUGCCUGAUGAAUACUCCAACAAAACUCAGGUGAUCUUGUGUAAUGACUGUGGAAGAAAAGGAAAUGCUCCUUACCAUUGGCUUUACCACAAAUGCACAAGCUGUGGCUCCUACAAUUCAAGGCUCCUUUAGAUCUCUCUCCAAUUUUCCUUUUCCAUUGACAUUAUUGUAGAAUCAGCUGUCCAUGUAGUACAUGGCUGAUAAGAAAACAUUUUUGUAACAUUUGAUGUUGUACAAAAAUAAAUCAUACAAAAAAUAUUCCAAAUGUAAUCAAUAAUUCAAUAUGGGUCGUAUCACCCUGAAA
Arabidopsis lyrata subsp. lyrata is the source of this 4230-nucleotide messenger RNA. RefSeq names its product zinc finger protein BRUTUS-like At1g74770. Gene Ontology annotation, molecular function: ubiquitin protein ligase activity; zinc ion binding. NCBI's taxonomy places the organism in Eukaryota, Viridiplantae, Streptophyta, Magnoliopsida, Brassicales, Brassicaceae. The record is from RefSeq and is a predicted model, not a curated record. Bases 267 to 4058 code for a protein of 1263 amino acids. Gene Ontology annotation, cellular component: nucleus. The transcript is spliced from 12 exons. Gene Ontology annotation, biological process: protein ubiquitination; ubiquitin-dependent protein catabolic process.